Molecule: messenger RNA, 1007 nt
Organism: Cyclospora cayetanensis
Lineage: Eukaryota; Apicomplexa; Conoidasida; Eucoccidiorida; Eimeriidae
Product: presequence protease 1, chloroplastic/mitochondrial-like
Exons: 1
Biological process (GO): protein processing
Molecular function (GO): metal ion binding
Source: RefSeq, a predicted model, not a curated record
AUGGCCAUUUGGCCCUCCUUUGCUAUGUAUGUUCCAGGCGCUGUGGGCCCCCUGGGGUCCCUUUUUAAUGUAUUCCUUUGCUCCAUAGUCCUGUUGGCCUCAGAAUGGACCAGCGCUGAAACGCCCACUUCCGACGGGCAGAAACAGCCUAUGGGGACAGUAUUAAAUGGGCAGAACGCUGUGUGCAACGCAGAGUUAUUCUCACCUGAAGGUCCCCUGUUCGCUUCUGACCUAGUAGCCUCCGGUGCCGAGGCCUUGCAGAAGGCGGCAGUGGACUCGCAACCCGUGCAUCACCCUGCGUUUUCCGUGCGCUCCUCCCGAUAUGUGGCAGAGCAGCAUAUGCAGGUUGCGGAGUAUGUUCACGUGAGUGGCUUAACAGUCCUCAGCAUAGAGACCAUCGCUUCGGAGCGGGAGCAAACCUUCAGUAUUUGCGUGAGAACCCCCGUGACUGACUCCUACGGGACACCCCACGUUUUAGAACACAGUGUGUUACAGGGAUCUUCCCGCUUCCCUGUGCACUCUGUUUUUUCAAAGCUGCUGCGGAGAGGUCUGAGCACAUACUUGAAUGCAAGCACAUGGCCGGACCGCACGUGCUAUGAGCUGGCUUCCCUCAAUAACAAAGAUUUCUACAACCUUGCUUCAGUGUACAUUGACGCUGUUUUUGCUCCGUUGGUCGUACAAGAUCCCCUUAUUCUUGCACAGGAGGGAUGGCGCUAUGAACUGGUACCAGAGGGUAAAGGCGACAGCAUAUCCCAGACAGCAACGGAAUCCAAUGAGGAAGGAGCAGAAAAGAGUCAGGGGAUUGACUGCGUGCAGACACCGGAGCUCUGUACGCUUCAAUAUAAGGGAGUAGUGCUGAGUGAGAUGAAGGGGUCUGCAGGUGUCCCUGAUAAUGAUGAGUGGCUGCACCGCGUGAAAGCUUUGUUCCCAGACAUGCCAACCCAUUCAGAGAAUUUCGGAGGAGAGCCACUUGCUAUUCCAAACUUGACAUUUGAACAUCUGAAGCA